Messenger RNA from Opisthorchis viverrini, 1224 nucleotides. RefSeq lists its product as hypothetical. The coding region runs from base 1 to 1224 and encodes 407 amino acids. The transcript has a single exon. NCBI's taxonomy places the organism in Eukaryota, Metazoa, Platyhelminthes, Trematoda, Opisthorchiida, Opisthorchiidae. The record is from RefSeq and is a predicted model, not a curated record.
AUGGGAAUAACAGUGUCAAGAACCGAAGCAGGAUUAGUACAGCAUGCGGAAGAAACGAAAACGAAUGAAGAAACGGUUGUUCAAUCACAAGUAUCAACAUCAAGUAGAUUUGGAUUAUUUGUACGAAGGAGGGUGUUACCUGACAUUAAAAAAGCACACACGGAAGUGGAAGACGACCAAGCGAAGAUGGAAAUUCUGGUAUCGGACUUGCAUGGAGCGCGGCUAGACGAACUGAUAGCAAAGCUGAUUGCACUUCGAACACUUCAGAAAGAAGAAGUUGAAACACUCCAAGAGGAAGAAAUGCAGCCACCAGGUAAGCAGUUUGCUGAGUUAGGUGUGCAAACAGAUUUUAUUGAACCAAAUAGAAAAGCCCGAGAAAGCGAGAAAGUAACCAGAAUAGGGAAUGGAGAAUAUUCCGAAGCAGAGCAUCUACAAAAUGCAAGGCUGCGCGCACACAAAGCGCCCAUACAAAUUAUGCACGACCAAACAGACGAAAGGUGGGGCAUGAAACGAACAAGAGAAGUGUGUGAACAAACUUCUUUUAUCAAACCUAGGAAGCAGAAAUCACAGGUUUUGCAGAAAGAAGCGGUGCCUGUAGAAUUGUCAGAACCGGAGGAAAAAUUAAACAAACAAAAAGAACUCACAGUAAUCACUGUGAAAGAACAACCACAGACAGAACAGCCAUUGAAUGAAAUAAUGGAUUUCCAGAAAACGGAUUCAGUGCAACACAAAUGUGUUACUAAAACAACGAUGAUAUUCCAACCACUAGUAUAUGGAACCGCAAAACAAGAUGCCAUAGGACGAAAAACACAAGAGGAAGAAGUUAAGCUCCAUGAGGAAAUGAGUUUUCUGUUUAGAGAACAAACACUUCCAUUACAGAAUAUAAAAGUUGCAUGGGAAACAAGUGCUGACCAACAACAGGAAAAACCGCAAUACAUUCAGAAAACACGAGAGAGUGUUAAAGAAUACACAACAUACGAAGCUGAAGAAGAGCAGAGACACACACCUAGAGAAAAACAGCCACAAAAGUCCGAAGCCGAUCACGAACUCAAAACACAAUCAGAGGAAAAAAGCCAAGAAAGCGCCAGUGAGGAACAAAUUAGUGAAAGUGACGAGAGUGUCUUUCGCAGUGAAUCGCUAGAUGUAGGAAUGCCAGCAGAGUUCAGUGGAACAGACGCGUUAACGACUUCGGUUGGGGAGACGGAAAGGUGUGAGGAACAAUGA